Messenger RNA from Epithele typhae, 984 nucleotides. RefSeq lists its product as uncharacterized. The transcript has 5 exons. Lineage: Eukaryota; Fungi; Basidiomycota; Agaricomycetes; Polyporales; Epitheliaceae. Bases 1 to 984 code for a protein of 327 amino acids. The record is from RefSeq and is a predicted model, not a curated record.
AUGGAACCCAACGACAGCAACAAGCCGAAGGGGCGGCUCUACAACGACAGCGAUGACGAGGAGGGCUUUUUUGAAACCGAAGAAGAAUGGCUGGAGCAGCUGCGUAAAGCGAACGAACCGCAGGGCGAAAAUGCUGGUAUGGAAGACAUUGCGCAGCCGCCGCGCCCUCGCAAGCGGGCGCGAAUCCGCAGCCCGGAUGUGGAGAGCGAAGAAGAUGUGGAGGCGGAGAGCGCGCUGCCAGGACCCUCCGUAGCAAGGUACAACAUUCCAUCUCGAGUCCCAGGUAUGCGACAACGUUUCGAUAUUGAAGGACGCGAUUUCUUCGCGAUUCCAGAGUCCACCCUGCCCUCUGUCGACGGGCACAAGCGUUGGGAAGGCAGAGCAGCAUCGCGGCCAGCGACCAUGGCCGACUUGGAGGCGAUUCGCACUGAGAUUGCCAACAACAGCGAGCUGGUGCGACGCACACUUGCACAGAACCAGGGGCUUCAAGAGGACGUUGCCGCGUUGACUGCCAGAGUCCUAGAGCUAGAGCAAGUCAACCAUACACUGAUGACGGCGCCGACGCUUCUCUCGCCUUUCAUGUUCGAUGCGACGGCGGACUUCAACGAACCGCCCCCCUCCACCCCCCAUUUUAUGACAAAUUUCGACGUGACUCUGCCCGCUCCCACCCCGUCUUUUCAUAGUCCGCCCCCACCUCCGAAAUCCGCGGCCACGACGCCUCCUGUAUCAUUGUCUGCCGCCUCGCCACCCGUGCCCCCUCACACUACGAUCCCCGCACCUCUGUUCGCUCUGCCCAGUGCAUCGGCAGGCCCUAUUAUACCCGCACAUGGUAGCGAAGAUCGGGCACGACCAACUUCUCCCUCACCAUCGCCGCUGAUUCCGAGGUUGUUGAUGGUGGUUCCUCGACUGCCAUCAUACGCAUCGUCUUCGUCGGACGAGAAAGCGGAGGAACACGCCUCCAGGUUCGUCAUCGGAGAGCUUUGA